Messenger RNA from Zea mays, 992 nucleotides. RefSeq names its product 40S ribosomal protein S15a-like. The record is from RefSeq and is marked validated. Gene Ontology annotation, molecular function: structural constituent of ribosome. Gene Ontology annotation, cellular component: ribosome. NCBI's taxonomy places the organism in Eukaryota, Viridiplantae, Streptophyta, Magnoliopsida, Poales, Poaceae. The coding region runs from base 123 to 512 and encodes 129 amino acids. Gene Ontology annotation, biological process: translation. The transcript has 3 exons.
GUGCCUCUUCCUAAUCCAUCGCAGAGCGCCGCCGGCGGGUAGCGCUACUGCUAGAGGAGAGGAAGCGGAAAGGGCGGCGGCGGCGCUUGUGGUCAGUCAAAGAUCCAACCUCCGGACUCGCGAUGGGGCGGCGGAUCCUCAACGAUGCUCUGCGCACGAUGGUCAACGCAGACCGGCGGGGGAACGCGUCGGCGCUUCUCCGACCCAUCUCCGGCGUCAUGGUCUCCUUCCUCAACAUCAUGAAGUACCGAGGGUAUAUCAAAAAAUUUGAGGUCAUUGAUGAGAAUAGAGUUGGGAAAAUUAGAGUGGAGCUUGAUGGACGUCUUAAAGAUUGCAAAGCUCUCACCUACAGGCAAGACCUCAAAGCUAAGGAGAUAGAACGAUACAGAGUUAGGAUGCUCCCAACACGCCAGUGGGGCUAUGUUGUGAUUACUACUCCGAAUGGUGUUUUGGAUCAUGAGGAAGCAAUCAGGCAGAACGUGGGUGGGCAGGUCCUUGGUUAUUUCCAUUGACUGACAAGUAACGUCGCUCUUAGUCCUGAAUGAGGCAACGGGUUGUGCCCAUUUGGUAUUACUGUACUGUUGUUAUUACCGAACCCAUUCUGUUUGCAUCUUGGGAGCUGUUUUGUUGUCGUUCAUGGCCAUGCAAGAAAUGAAAUAACAUGCCAAAUGUACGGCUGAGGGCUGACAACACUAGGAAUAUUGUUAAACAGGAACACUGAGUUUCUUGUGAGGAUGUCAUGAUAGCUUUUCUGAGACCUUUCCCUACAGGGAGGGUUGAGCACACAUUGGUAUUUUGGUCAGUGUCUGAGGCUCUGAGAUGUGUUUCGGAUCUUGUUUGCAGCACUGCUUGUAGGACUCCUUUGUUUAGGACAAUAAUGUUGAUGGGUCUGUUUGAUGAAUGACAGAUGUCUGAGCGAAACCAAUGUCGCUGGUUUUGUAGAGUGUUCAAUUUAUUGGCUGGGAAUGCCAUGUGAAUGUGUUGUCUGGAUA